Xenia sp. Carnegie-2017 is the source of this 1159-nucleotide messenger RNA. RefSeq names its product mitofusin-2-like. NCBI's taxonomy places the organism in Eukaryota, Metazoa, Cnidaria, Anthozoa, Malacalcyonacea, Xeniidae. Bases 1 to 447 code for a protein of 148 amino acids. The transcript is spliced from 9 exons. Gene Ontology annotation, molecular function: GTPase activity. Gene Ontology annotation, cellular component: mitochondrial outer membrane. The record is from RefSeq and is a predicted model, not a curated record. Gene Ontology annotation, biological process: mitochondrial fusion.
AUGGUUACCAAUGAAAAAUUCAUGGUGCAUCUUAGAAAACCUCUAAAAUCACCUACCUUAACAUCACACAGCGCUACUGGUUUUGUGGUUGGAGGCCUGGCUUGUCAAAAUUUUGGCAAAGGGAUUGUUGUAUGUGGUGGUUUGUAUGGAUUGUUAUACGUUAUUGAACGUUUACGAUGGACAAAUGAUGCAAAGGAAAAGGCGUUUAAAAAUCAGUUUGUUGCAUACACGGCCAAUUGUCUUCAGUCGGUUCUCAGUUUGACAAGUUCAAAUUGUAUUCAACAAGUUAUGAGCGAACUUUCCUCCACUUUUGCUCAAUUGUGUUACAAAGUUGAUGCAGCGAAGAAAAAAGAGGAAAACGAGAUUUCAAAACUCAGUGAAGAUAUUACUGAUUUGGAAAGAAUUGAAAGUCAAGCGCGUCUAUUUAGUUUAGUUACUAAAGUGUAGAACUAGAAGACACAAAUGAAGUGUAUGAAUAGGUUUAUAAAUCUCAAGAUAAAAAUCCCCAGACGAAAAUCCCCAGAAAAAAUGCUCAAUGUCUUGAGGAUCAGUUGAACAACUUCAUUCGAGAAUUUGGUUUAUUGCAAAGUAAAAUGUAAAAAACAUUGGCACCAGUUUUGAUUGCAUUCACAGAAGAAAAAAAUCCCUCCACAUCAACAUUGAAGAAUAAAUUAUGCGUUGUCUCGAAUCUCUAAACCAGUGUAUAUUCAUUGUAAACAACCUUGUCCUUUAUAGCUGAUAAGUUCAUAAAAAGUUUUUACUUUUUAGUAAAAGUUCAUGAAAUGUUCACAAAAAGUCAAAACAAAAAUCAAAAGUUCAUAAAUUCGUGAGCUUUGUUCACAAUCUGGCAACACUGUCAUUAUGUUUUAUUAUGACCGUGCGUGGAUAGAUUGGGACUGACUAGUUAAAUUACUGGAAGGAAGGUUGGCAUUGAAAUGAGAUGUUGAGCGGAGAAGGCACACAUGGUGGCCAUCAUAUUUUUGCUGCUGGUUGAUGAUGUAUUAGAAAAAUUAGGACUUUUUACAUAUCUUUUAAGAACUUAACAAUACAAAAACAAAUUGAUACUUCAUGUAAGGAACAAGUAAUGUGUCCGUAUAUGUUACAAGGCUAUUUUUUGUGAUUUGCAGUUUUAUUUUUUGCAAUAUAAAUAAGUGCCUUA